AUGUCAACAGCUCAGAUCAGAGUCUCUGCUUCUCCAAAGAUGAGAAGUAUGAAUUCUCCGCAGAAUGUGUCUUCUGAGGCCGAGGAGGGGAUGAUCCCAGACUCUCCUCACCGUCCGCUGUCCUUACCUGUUGCCAGCAAGAUGAAACGACGGAAAGAGCAGAACCACGUCCGCUACGCUGAGACACCACUAUCACUCUCAUACCCUGAACCCAGGCGAGAAGAGCCAUCUGUGCCCUUCAGCUGUAAUGGCAGAGGUGUGUUGGUAGCUGAGACAUGUGAAAUGGAUGUCACUUGUAUUGCAGAGCCUCAAACAAAGAAACAUUUCAGGACUGUGGUUCCUGAGACCUGCCGGAUGGACGUCUGUCCGGAACAGUUUGAUGAUAAAGAUGAUGAUGAUCUUCACACUUCACCACACUCUGAACGAAACCAACAACCUGAGUCACACGACUGCACAAACAUAGUCACUGCAGUCCAGAAUGAUGAAUCGCCGUCCGUUUUGCAUUGCCAUCCGUUGGGUUCUCGAGAGCAGCAGCCGCCUGCAGACGACUUUCCCAACACACCUUCAAACACCAGCACACGUGUGCCAGUUAAAGGGAAGAGAAAACAUAAGGAUGGCAGGAAAAGAGAGAUUUCUGAUUCCAGCCUGGAUGAUCCUGAUGAAACCGAAAUCAAGGGGAUGAUGUUGGCUUCCACUCCAACUAACAAUCGUAUACAGAACAAGAAUCAGGAAACAAUGGAUUCAAAGAAGAGGAAAUGUUUGGACCAGCACACGCCUCGCAAAUGUUCUCUUCAGAACCAAGACAUGCCUUUUCCAUACGAUCAGAGCUGGAGUGUUGAUCCAGGAGCUGAUCUGGAUCAGUAUGAUACGGAGAGCUCUCCUCACCCAGAGGCCAGAGCAGACAUAGAAACGAUGGACACUGACUGCACGUUUGUGAGUCACAGUCUCCUUCUGAGAGGCCAGAAGAGGAUGGGACAAUCCCAAACCACUGGAAUUGGGCAGAAGGCAAACGACAGCCUUGCUGACAUCUUCGAUAAGACAGGAUAUGGAGAAUAUGAGUCGUGUCCACAGGAAGAGAGUUUUGAUCCUAAACGAGACGGUACAUAUGAGGAGGAGAGAGAGGAAGAUGAUAAUGAGGAAGAACAAGUGGCAGCACACGAAUUCCGCCGGCCUGCAGACCCCGAACGAGUGACGUCCGACAAUAAUAGAUCUAGCAGGAAUAAGUCUUUUGCUUGUGUGGAAGUUGUGCGUAAGAAAGACGAAAGGAGAAAACUGAAAGGCCACUAUUGUAAAGAGUGUGAAAAUUACUAUGCGGGCCUUCCAGAGGAAGAAAGACAGAAAAAACUGUCUUCCUGUUCACGUCAUCGCUACCGCUACGUCCCACCUUCCACUCCAGAGAACUUCUGGGAAGUGGGUUUCCCAUCAACACAGACCUGUGUGGAAAGAGGCUAUAUCAAAGAAGACGACCAGCCAGACGUGCGGAUACGCAGGAGACGGCCGUACCUCGCCAUGUUCUCACCGAAAGCCAAGUCACAAAAACAUCAGCACUGAGUGCAUCCGUUAUAAGUUCAGAUAUGAUUUCAAAACCACACUGGAACUAAAUGGAUGAAUAUGUAAUUCUGUCUGCUCACGUCCUGAAUUAUAGCUGCUUAUCUUAUUUUACUUGUAUAUGUACUCUAAAUUGUUUGAC
Sinocyclocheilus rhinocerous is the source of this 1690-nucleotide messenger RNA. Its product is annotated as DNA endonuclease RBBP8-like. The record is from RefSeq and is a predicted model, not a curated record. The transcript is spliced from 14 exons. Gene Ontology annotation, molecular function: damaged DNA binding. The coding region runs from base 1 to 1551 and encodes 516 amino acids. NCBI's taxonomy places the organism in Eukaryota, Metazoa, Chordata, Actinopteri, Cypriniformes, Cyprinidae. Gene Ontology annotation, biological process: DNA double-strand break processing involved in repair via single-strand annealing; DNA repair.